Molecule: messenger RNA, 1707 nt
Organism: Lolium perenne
Lineage: Eukaryota; Viridiplantae; Streptophyta; Magnoliopsida; Poales; Poaceae
Product: glycosyltransferase BC10
Cellular component (GO): membrane
Molecular function (GO): glycosyltransferase activity
Source: RefSeq, a predicted model, not a curated record
UGGCUGCUUGGGAAGGACGGUGCCAGUAAGGAGCUGAAAGUGCCUUACAGUGUGACGAACAGCAGCAAGGACAUGACUGUCAUGCCGCCUGUGCGCCUGCGGGCUGCGGCCAAGAAGCCCAUGUGGAUCAUCCUUCUCCUCUGCCUGGUCUCUGUUGUAUUGAUCGGGGCGUAUAUCUACCCGACGCACCACUACUCUCAGAGCUACCGCUUCUCUUCUAGUGUGUGCACACCUUCCAAGGACUGGCACCCUUCUUACGGCCGUGGGGGGAAAACUGAUGAGGAGAUCAUGUCCGCCGCUGUUAUCAGGGAUAUCCUUGCAAUGCCCACGUGCGUGUCGAAGAAUCCAAAGAUCGCGCUCAUGUUCUUGACGCCCGAUUCAUUGCCCUUGGAGAAAUUGUGGGAGAAGUUUUUGCAGGGUCACGAGGGGCGAUACUCCAUCUAUGUGCACGCGUCGGGUCAGAAGCCUGUGCAUUCCAGUUCUCUCUUUGUUGGCCGAGAUAUUCAUAGUGAUGCGGUUGAAUGGGGAACGAUUUCAAUGAUAGAUGCAGAGAAGAGGCUAUUAGCAAAUGCACUGGAAGACCCUGAUAAUCAAUUUUUUGUCCUUCUUUCUGAUAGCUGUGUUCCGCUGUAUUCAUUUGACUAUGUAUUUAAUUACCUGAUGGGAACAAGCAUUAGUUUUGUUGAUUGCUUCCAGGAUCCUGGUCCUCAUGGAAAUGGAAGGUAUUUUCUUGAGAUGCUUCCUGAAAUAGAGGAGAGGGACUUCAGAAAGGGUGCUCAGUGGUUUGCAAUCACGAGGAAACAUGCUUUAAUGAUUCUGGCCGACAAUCUUUACUACAAGAAGUUCAAGCUAUAUUGCAAGCCAGCCGAUGGGCGCAACUGUAUUGCUGACGAGCAUUAUUUGCCAACCUUAUUCAAUAUGGUAGAUCCAGGUGGAAUAGCUAAUUGGUCAGUUACACAUGUGGAUUGGUCUGAGGCGAAAUGGCAUCCAAAGUCAUAUGCAGCUUCUGAUGUCAGCUAUGAUCUCUUAAAGAAUAUAACAUCUGUUGAUGAGAGCUUCCAUGUAACAAGUGAUGACAAGAAACUUAUGACACAGCAGCCUUGUUUGUGGAACGGAUCAAAGAGUCCAUGCUACCUUUUUGCUAGAAAAUUUGACCCUGAAACUCUCGACAGCUUACUGAAGAUAUUCAGCAAUUAUAAGUCUGUUUGACUUCAACCUGAUUCUUUGCCCUCAACACAUGGUUCAACUACAUGAGCACUCUUGCUCUUUUUCUCUCUUCAUGUAAAAAUUGUGAAGUCAAUCAAUACUAAAGCCUAGUAACGCGGAUUUGGGCCUUGAGAGGCAGGUUGCUGCUGCAGUGACUGCGAAAACCUGUAGUCGCUGCUCCAUGGGUAGGGAUGUGGCAAUAUUGAUAACAAUGAUACUACCCUCAGUUGUAAUCUAUCGUGCUUCCUGUAAGUUCUUAUCAGUCUCAUUCGCGCCCUUUUACUCUAUUUGACUCGUUAGUUCCUGGCUACUGGAGAUCAUAUUUUCGUCAAUAUGUUGUUAUUAUAAUCCAUUCUUUUGUAGACACAAAGAGAUAACUGAGAGGUACCACAUAUCUUUAUAGCCUAAUAAUUGUUUUUGGACUACCAGAUGUCUUUAUAAUCGUGUAAUUGUUUUUUUGCCUACUUAGUGAACGGUGCAUCUCUCUUUCGGGUUACUAAA